Messenger RNA from Onthophagus taurus, 555 nucleotides. Its product is annotated as piggyBac transposable element-derived protein 3-like. The record is from RefSeq and is a predicted model, not a curated record. NCBI's taxonomy places the organism in Eukaryota, Metazoa, Arthropoda, Insecta, Coleoptera, Scarabaeidae.
AUGGCUCGAAAUAGGUUUGAGCUGCUUUUGUGCAAGUUCCAUUUAGCAAAUAACGAAGAAUGCCCCUUCAACGAUAGGCUACACAAAAUUCAAUGUCUGGUUGACAUGUUGAAUAGAAACGCUUCUUUGUGCAUUGUUCCAGAAGAAACCAUUUGUAUCGAUGAAACCAUGAUUCCGUUUCGAGGCAGAUUAUCUUUUCGACAAUACAUAAAAGGAAAAAGGCAUAAGUGUGGAAUGAAAAUUUAUAAAGUAUGCUUUGAUGGCGACAGCCUGAAGAUAUAUUGCGGUAAGGAAAAGAUUGAAGGACAAUCGGUGGCGGAAUCUAUCGUUAUGGAAAUGUUACAACCAUUGCUUGAUGAUGAAAGGACUCUUUAUGCAGAUAAGUGGUACCAGUCUGUUGCCCUAGCGGAGAACUUACAAAAAAGAUCAACUCAUCUAGUAGGAACUAUUCGAAAGAAUAAAAAAGGUCUGCCAAAGACUGUGGUCGACGCAAACCUCAAGAGAGGAGAAAUUGUUGCAAGGCAGAAUCAAAAUAAAGUGGUUGUUAUGAAGUAA